Helicoverpa armigera (cotton bollworm) is the source of this 1136-nucleotide messenger RNA. RefSeq names its product CD2 antigen cytoplasmic tail-binding protein 2 homolog (gene holn1). The record is from RefSeq and is a predicted model, not a curated record. Gene Ontology annotation, cellular component: U5 snRNP. Gene Ontology annotation, molecular function: protein binding. NCBI's taxonomy places the organism in Eukaryota, Metazoa, Arthropoda, Insecta, Lepidoptera, Noctuidae. Bases 98 to 1090 code for a protein of 330 amino acids. The transcript has 3 exons.
UUGACUUUUGUUUAUUACUCGAUUUAAAGGCGUCUUUCAGAAUAAUUACAAUAGAAGUAUUUUUUUAAUUUCUUGGGUGCUUUUUUAUUGUGAAAUAAUGGCUAAACGAUCAGCCGAUGAAGCUUUUCUUGUGGAAGAAACAAUAAAAAAAACAGAAGGUAAAAAGCACUCGCUAGAUUCUGAUGAAGAGGACAGUGGAGCGGAGGAAGAAAGGAAUAAUGUUCUCCAUGCCGAUGAUAUCGAAGGUGAAGAAGACGGAGUUGGAGGAAUGGAAGGUGAAAUUACCAUAACUCCAUUCAAUAUGAAAGAAGAACUGGAAGAGGGCCAUUUUGAUAAUCAGGGUCAUUAUCAUUGGAAGAAAGAGAAAGAAAUAAGAGAUGGCUGGCUGGACAACAUAGAUUGGGUCAAAGUGAAGGGCAGGCCAGAAGAUAAAUACAAGGUUCACAAAGACAAUGAUACCAAAGGGCUUGGUGAUGAAUCCAGUAGUGAAGAGGAUGAACCGGAAGAAAAAUUUGAUUUGUUAGAAAAUUACAAGGAAAUAUUCAAGCACAUGAAACCCAGGGAAACUAUUGCAAAGACCCUUCAGCGCCUUGGUGCAAGCUCCAAAAUAUCCAGUGCAGAGCGCUGGAAGAGGAAAAAAGCAGGUAUUGUUGAUGAAAAUAGUACAAUUGUUACUAGAGUAACGGAGCUGGCUAACCAAAUCCUGACCAAGCUGGGUAACAUGGACAUUUACCAAGAAACAUAUGAAAAAAUUGAGGCUAUCAUAGCUAAGCAUGAAAAUAAAAAAGAAGACACUGAUUUGGAUAUGUAUGCUGAUGACUUUGAUCAAAAGGAAAAGAGUGUUUUGGACAAAAAUAAUCCAGCUGGAACUGAAAGUGAGAAGAAGGAUGAGGAGGAGGAACAGCAAGAAGUGAAAUGGGAAUUCAAGUGGAAUCAGAAUGAUGAAGACACGUCAGGACCUCAUUCUACUGAACAAAUGCACAAAUGGUCAUCAGAGGGAUACUUCAAAACUGGUGUUUGGGUUAGAAAGCAAGGGGAAGACAGUCAGUUCUACACAUCCAAUAGAAUAGACUUUGAACUAUACUUGUAAACUUAAAAACUAAUAUAAUGAAAUAAACCUAAUUAUAAGAAUAAAA